AUAUACUUCAUCGCAAUGCCAACUCACUCAAGGCUGUGUCUUAAGCUUCAGCUUUAUUGGGCCACGAGCCCUCAUAAUAAUCGUUAUAAAAAGGUAGAAAUUUGUUUCAACCGUAUAAGCAUGAAACUUAUUCAUUUAUCUACUCUGAUAUUUACUCUACUUUUAAAAAUAGACGAUUUCGCGAAGCUAUUCGCAAUUAAAAAAGUUGACUUUUAGUGUAAAAUGUGUUGCACAUGGGGGGGUGUUGCGAAAGGGGAUCCACACGGUUACUUUAUGGUGCAUGACAUACUUCAAGCUGUUGGGAUCUUGUUAUUACUGCAUUCAAUGAUGUUGGAUAUCCAGGCUAAGUCAUUGCUCUUACAUUGCCUUCUUCUAAUGACUGGUCGGAAGAUGUUGGCCUCAUUCGGAAAACAAUCUCUAGCCUCGUUCACGAGUAUGAUAUCGUUAUUGUCGCUCAUAGUUUUAGUGGAAUGACUGGUGGCACGACACUUGAAGGCCUCGAUAAAAAAUCAUGCCUUGCGAGGGGAUUGAAUGGUGGCGUUGUGAGAUUGAUUUAUAUUACUGCCUUCCUCGUGCCCGAAGGAUUCCAGCACUCAGCAUAUGGUACUCGUGACAAUAUGCUUCCUGAGAUGAAGACCAACUUCGAGGCUGGAAUUGUCACCGUUCUGCCUGAGGACGCCAAGGAAAUGUUUUGUCAGGACUUGGAUGAUGCAACCGUCGCUGAACUGAGUAAAGAUCUGCGCCCACACAGUCUUGGUAGUUACUGGUGUACUACUUAUAUUAUAUGUACGAAGGAUAGGCCCACUACGGUAUCAACGGAACACUACCUAAUUGAUACGGCAAAGGCGAGCGGAGCGCAUAAAAAUUGACAACAUUAUAUAGAAAUAGAUGCCGGCCAUUCUCCUUUCUACAGCAAACCCCAAUGGACUGCGGAAACUCUUAUCAAGGAAGCGAGUCGCCACGUCUAGGUGGAUGGUUAGAUGAUUUUGUUUGAAUAAUGCUGAAUCACCCUCGGGUAACACAAACUAUUAUACUUCGCUUACGAGGCAAUGUUAAUAGACCGACAGUUGAUCGAGAGCUAUACUAAUUAUCAAAUCUGAAAAUAUUUUAUUUACAGGGUGACUAUAUAGUAUUCACUAUAAAAUAUAUAAGGAC
Molecule: messenger RNA, 1155 nt
Organism: Hypoxylon trugodes
Lineage: Eukaryota; Fungi; Ascomycota; Sordariomycetes; Xylariales; Hypoxylaceae
Exons: 2
Coding region: 471-869 (132 amino acids)
Source: RefSeq, a predicted model, not a curated record